Etheostoma cragini (Arkansas darter) is the source of this 2952-nucleotide messenger RNA. Its product is annotated as regulator of microtubule dynamics protein 2. The transcript is spliced from 11 exons. The coding region runs from base 21 to 1343 and encodes 440 amino acids. The record is from RefSeq and is a predicted model, not a curated record. NCBI's taxonomy places the organism in Eukaryota, Metazoa, Chordata, Actinopteri, Perciformes, Percidae. Gene Ontology annotation, molecular function: microtubule binding. Gene Ontology annotation, cellular component: mitotic spindle pole; spindle microtubule; cytoplasm.
CACAGCUGAUGUGAUAACACAUGCUUAGUGACUUUCUAAAUGCUGGAGCACAUUCUGUCCACGCUCACCGGAAGGACACACUGAGAGACAUGGGAAUCAUAGGGGCCUGCAGGAUGGCCCAGGCAGACAGCAAGGUGCUGGUUCUUGGAGCGUUGGCUGGAGUGGCUGGCAUCGGUUUGGCUGUGGUAUGUUACCAGGGUCUUAAGUCGAGGGGAAGAGGCUCGCUCCAGGGGUCCUACCUCAACCACAUUAAUGAACCGAGGGCCGGUGUCAUGUUGAUGGACGGUCCGGGUCUGCCCAGCGGUCAGGCAGAAGUGCUGGAGCGUCUCGAGGCCCUGAUCCAAUGCGUGUCUGAGCUAAAGGAUGAGAUGAAGUCAUUGAAGAAUGCCCUGCCGACACUGCCGGACCAAGUCAGAGAGGAGCUGAGGGCCCGCGAUGUGGCGCGUCGAGCCAGCCCCCUCCACAGGACCACGCCGACGCGAAGGAAAAGGGCUGCAGGCGCCAUUGCUGAUGCCUUAGCUGGGGGGCGGAGCUCAGAGGAAGCAGAGAGUGAGGGAGGGUAUAUGACUGCCCUGACAGACUCCGAUGAAGAAGAGCUAAGUGAUGCAGAACAGAGGGAUGAAGAGAAACUAGAAGACAAGCUAAGUGUCCUCCUGGAGAGGAUCGACAGUUUGCAUCACGGCGCUGAGUCUGACAAAAGGCAAAGUCUCGACCUUCUGUUAGAGCACAAAGAGGAGUUUGGCCGGAACUCAACGUUUCUUUGGCGGCUUAUCCGAGCUUACUGUGAUGUUCAUGACGUCAGCUCCACUCUGGAGGAGAAGAAGACCCAUGCAGCAACUGGGAAGAAAGUCGGUGAGGAGGCAGUGAGCAUGAACCCCAGAUGUGCUGAAAGUCAUCAGUGGUAUGCCAUCAUGUGUGGGAUUAUGGCUGAAUAUGACACAGUGCAGAACAAGAUAAAGAACGGGUACAUCUUUAAGGAUCAUCUGGAUAAAGCCAUUGAGCUGAAGCCACGAGACCCCAUGUCCUACUAUCUGAUGGGCCGCUGGUGCUACGCUGUGGCUCAGUUGUCAUGGAUUGAGAGGAAAGUUGCUGCAACAUUAUUUGGAGAGCCUCCAAAUGCCACACUUGAAGAUGCACUGAAAAACUUUCUAAAGGUUGAGGAGAUCCAGCCAGGAUAUUCCAAACCUAACUAUGUGUUUCUAGCUAAGUGCUACAGAGACCUGGGGCAGAAGGACAAGGCUAGGAAUAUGUGUCAAGCUGCGUCUUCAAUGAAUACGGUUUCCAAAGAGGAUGAAGAGGCACAAAAGGAUCUGGACUUACUCUGUCCAGCGCUUGGACUGUGACCACAGCUGGUACUUACUGUAGCACCUCCUUAUGGAAAUGUAUUUUCCAUGCGCUAGGGACUCUGUGUGUGUGUGUGUGUGUGUGUGUGUACAGUGUGUACAGUGUGUACAAUGUGUAGUGGGCAUUGAUAGGCCAUUAUGUUAAUUCACUCUGUGAGUGGAGUGGUGAGUGAGUGGCAUUAUAUCAUCAAUGGGCUGCCACAGUCCAAACCCUACUUUAGUUCUAAAUCAGAUUUAUAUUCCAAUUACAAUAAAUGUUCUUAUUUCACAAUUUUUUUGUAUAAGUUUCCUUUUAAUUUUGGGAAAACAGUUUGUUUAUACCUGGUUGUUGCUGAUCGGUGAGACAAUUAGUUUCCCCUCUCUUUAAAUUAUCCUGUCUAUGAGGUGGAUGUUUGUUAAAUUUUUUUUUGUCGAAUUGCUUCUGAAAUUGGAUUAAUCAUAAGCACAAAUCAGCGUGAUUGUUGGUGUUAUUUCUGUAUGCCCACUCGGACUGUGUUCGGCAGUGAGAGCAGACGUUCUCUCAGAGGUCCAAUGGCUCUGAUAGGGGAAGUUACUCCAGUGUGUCUAAAGGAUACUAAGUUUCCUUGACAACAAAGGCCUGUUGCUUUUUAGGAAAGUGACCCACAGUACUACCUGUUCCAUCCUGUUUUUGUUUUUUUUAUUGAGUUGUUAUUGUGUCUCCUAGCACAUUCAAGUCGCAAUAACAAAAGCUCAUCAGACAAUGGCUCUCCCAAACAAAGAUGUCUGAAUGCUGUGACCCAUGGGCGACCUCUCAGCCCCUUCACUCGCCAGCUCCAUGUACUCCACGUGGAACCUUUGGACUAUAAUUUGAUCAUGCAGUUAACACACGCUGGUGAUUAUGUUCUUUAUGUUGUUGAUUUUGGAAUCCGUCCAUCAGACAUUCAUUAUUCAGUUUUCUCCUGCUGCUCAACUCCUGUGACAGUAACGUGUAACUGCAGGUAAUCGAAUGAUCCGACAUGCAGACGUGGUGCAAUCUCACAGAGCCCUGGGGGGAGACAUUUUUAAUGUUUUUCCUCGACCCCUGGAUCAGUCAACAACCUUCACUGAAUCGUUUUACUCAGAAGUCUUUCUCAGACUUUUCAUAGAGAAUAUAUCAAAGUUGAAGUGAGUUUAAGUUGACCCUGGAUAUUUGAUGUUCAUAAUUUGGGAGUUUAGACCAGAUGUCCUCAGAAGGAUUUGGCAAAGAGCCCAUCAAUGAAACUGAAAGUCAACGUUGAAUUACUGAACUUUAUUCGUGACUCAUAUGAAUGGGUUAUAUUAUUAAGUGUUUUUGAGCAAAACUCCCUUUUGAACUUGGGGGGGUGGGGGGCUUCCUGUAUCCUUUAAGUUUCCACUUGUUCCUUUUUGAACAUAUACAUGGAGGUCUGACUGCCUCACAUUUUAUUGGUCUUAUAGUGUUAUGAACUUCUAAUAUCUUUAACCAACUUUUAUCAUCCACUGCCAGAGAAAAAGAAGCAUCCCAAUCACCACAACUCGAGCUUGGUAUGAAAAGUUGUUUAGACAAGACUCCUAUUACAUAAAUACAACACUUAAUUAUCCCGCUUAAGGUUUAACUAAAGUUUUUCUCAGGUCUCAGUUAAUGUAAAAA